AUGGAGCUCUAUAUAGGCCUGCUGCUUGUGCUGAUCUUGUGUUCCUUCUCUGGACAUGCAGCAGAGACACCCAACACUGUUCUGGUGCUGGAACCUGACCAAACACAGUUCUACACUGGAGAGUCUGUCACUCUCAAAUGUAACAUAGGGGAGCAGGACACCUCAGGAUGGUGGUACAACUGGCACAGAGAAGAACAGAAGGUUUACCCACCUGGUACCUGGACUGAGAGUAAUGAGUACACAAUACAGGCUCUGCAGGUGUUCCAUAGUGGUAACUACACCUGUACUGCAUUAUACAACCGCGUUGAUUUCAAGAGUGGGACUAAAGCACUAAACAUAUCAGAGCGACCCAAAGCUGUUGUGUCCCUGAGCCCCAGCUGGACUCCAGUGUUCAGUGGAGAGAGCAUCACUCUCACCUGCAGCAUACAGGGAGAGUCCUCAUCAGACUGGAGAUACAGAUGGUACAGAGGAGACCAGCAGGUUCACCCACAGAGAGGCUGGAGUUACAGUGAUGAAUACAGACUGCAGUCUGUGCAGGAGAAUGACAGUGGGGUCUACAGCUGCCAAGGACAGAGAAAAAAAGAUGAGAAGGUUUCUCAUAUGAGUGAUGGUGUUACACUGAAUGUUUCAACCCCACCUGCAGCUACACUGACUGUGACUCCACAGAGUCCUGUAUUCACUGGAGAUAUUUUUUUGGCGCCCCAGCUGCCGGAAAUUUACUGUUUUUUUAAGAGUUUUUUUUUUACAGUGUGGUUUAAAGACACAAGUUACAAAAUUGUGUCUACGGGACGCACAUUUACUCUAAAUAAAGUUAGUGAGUCUCAUCAUGGCAGAUACUGGUGUCAGGGAGAGAGGAGCGAAAGACCAACCUCUUCACAUAAAAGCAGCAAAACAACUAUUGAAGUCAAAGCAUCAAAGCCCAAACUCACAUUAAGUCCAGGGCACCAGCUCCUCACAGGAGACUCGGUGACUCUGAGAUGUGAGUUGGGUGCUUCCGCUGGUUUGAUGUUCCACUGGUACAGAGACACACAGACCUCUGAUCCUGUGGCCCAGACUGAUGGAGACUCCUACAGCAUCAGCUCUGUUAAAGUCUCUGAUGGAGGACAGUACUGGUGCAGAGCUGGGAGAGGAGACCCAGUCCACUACACUCAAUAUAGUGAUGCAGCUGAGAUAAAGGUUACAGAAAGGCCGAAAGCCACCAUCACCCUGAAAUCAAACUGGACAGAGUUCUUCAGAGGAGAGGAAGUCUCUCUCAGAUGUGACAUAAAGAGUGGAGAGAGCAGUGACUGGGAGUACAGCUGGUUUAGGGAUGAAGUGAUGGUCUACAAUAGGUUUCCUUACCAUACAGACCUCAAGCCAGUCCAGAGUGGUCAUUAUAUAUGUAAAGGGAAAAGGAAACAUGAUAGGAAACUAUCAGAAAAAAGUGAUGCUGUUGGUAUUACAAUUUAUUCUGAGAAAGCCCGGGCAGUUCUGAGUUCCCUCUCACAGACCUGGCUGACUGAAGGAGACUCAGUGACUCUGAGCUGUGAGGUUAGAGGCUCCAGUACAGGCUGGAGAUUCCACUGGUACAAGACUGCCCCCUACAGGUCUGAGUUGACACAUAUCACUCAUGAAAACAGAAGAUAUUAUAUAGAGCUGAUCUCAGACAGCAUCAGAGGAGCUGGAGGCUCCUACACUCUCAGCCCUAGUGCUCUUAGAGACACAGGGGUUUAUGUGUGCAGAGCAGAGAGAGGAGAACCAGCCCAUCACACAGAGUUCAGCCAACCUCAGCCUCUCUGGGUCACAGGUGUGUCUCCUCCAGCUUAUGUGAUCAUCCGCUCAAACUGGACCCAGAUCUUCAAAUAUGAACAUCUUUUCCUGAGUUGUGGGGUUGAGAGCAACUCUGCUGGAUGGAGACUGAGGUGGUUCACAGGCAGAGGAGGACAAUCAAAGUGUCCCACUGACUGGAGAUCAGAAAGAGGAUCCAGCUGCAGCAUCAGCUCAGCAUCUCCAUCAGACAGUGGAGUGUACUGGUGUCAGUCUGAGUCUGGAGAGCAGAGUCCUGUCAACAUCACAGUGCACAAUGGAGAUGCGAUCUUGGAGAGUCCUGUCCAUCCUGUGACUGAGGGAGAUCCUCUGACUCUGCGCUGUAGAUAUCGCUCCAAGCCAUCAAACAUCAGUGCUGACUUCUAUAAAGAUGGGACACUCCUGCAGACCUCCACCACAGGAGAGAUGACCAUCCCUGCAGUCUCAAAGUCACAUGAAGGCCUCUAUAAGUGCAGAUACCCAGAAAGAAGAGGGUCACCAGAGAGCUGGAUCACAGUCAGAGAUGCUGGGUCCUCUGGAUCCUCUAAGAUGGUGGUAGCAGUGGGUGUGGUGAUUGGACUGCUUGUUGCCUUUGCUCUGGUCAUCUUACUGGCUCUGCUGUAUCGCUCUCAGAAAGCAAAAGGUUCAGUCUCAGUGACACCAAACCAUGGUCCAAUGCAGAGCAACAGUCACAGUUCAACUUCGCAGAAAAGAGUUUUAGGUGGUGCUGUGGCUGGAACUGGCGAUGUGGUCUAUGCCGAAAUUGAGUUGAAGAAUUCAGACAAGGAAAAGAAAGAAGUCAGGAGACGUGCAACCAUGUCAGACACUCUGUACUCACUCCUGAGGCCAGUGAAGAGUCCAGUAGUCUCAGAUGGAGGUGGGGACGGGUCCAGUGAUAUGACAUAUGCCAACGUUAAAUCAAAGAAACACAAGAAACAAGAUCCAGCUGGCCCCAGUGAUGUCACAUAUGCUGAUGUGCAGAUUAAAAUGAAACCACUGGGCAGCAGAGCCAAACCAGCAAAACAAUCAGAGAAACAUCUUUACUCAGCUGUGAAGACUGGUUGUUCAUCAACACAUCAACUCUUAAGUGUGUCCCUGGAAGAUCUACCAUCAACUUCCAGAACUGCAACUGCUAGUACUGUCAGAUGGUGAAUGCUACUCAGGCAAACACCAUUGUUACACCACUUUGAAGGAGAGCCUGGUCAUUUGGUCCCCUCAGCUUCUCCCUUUCUCAGUGAUAUGUUCAUUGUGGCUGGGAUAAUUGUGGGGCACUCUUUCCUUCAUGGAGGACCCUGCUUGUCUGGACUCUGUGAUGUGGUUGUCCAUACUGCUUCGUGGGAGCCCAGACACGGCUACAGUAAACCUGGAGGACUGUGCAGACCUGGACAUUAGAGAAACAAUCAGGCUUCUGGAGGUGGAAUCAAACCUAUCAGCUGAAGAAAUGGGAAGGGUACAGAACAUGGCCUCUUCCUGGGACCUCCCUCCGCUAACCACAACCAACAGGGCCCUUAAUGCUCUGCGGUGACAAAUGGAGCAACAAGGCUGACCGUGACAUCGGGAGAGCUGAGGCAGAUCAUCUUAAACAUGAUGCACCUGGACGGUCCGGUGGCGGAGACUUCAAGAAUUAAAUAAAAUUACAAUGAAAUGGAUAACGUUUGUUUGACUGUUUGUUUACGCCUAGCUUGCUAUUGUAAUGUAGGCCUAUUAGAUUAUGUAUUUAUCAUCUAGAUGGUUAAGUUGGUAAAUGAAAAUGCUUAAUGCACAUUUUAAAAGCCUAUAAUAGGAUAAUAUAGGCUUAUUUUA
Molecule: messenger RNA, 3588 nt
Organism: Sardina pilchardus (European sardine)
Lineage: Eukaryota; Metazoa; Chordata; Actinopteri; Clupeiformes; Clupeidae
Product: sialoadhesin-like
Exons: 23
Coding region: 1-2937 (978 amino acids)
Biological process (GO): cell surface receptor signaling pathway
Cellular component (GO): plasma membrane
Molecular function (GO): transmembrane signaling receptor activity
Source: RefSeq, a predicted model, not a curated record